ACCGAUUUUAAGCGAUUUUACCGAUUUUACCCAUGUUUUUACCAGUUUUUGUGACUAAGCGACUUUAGGUAGAAACUGAAACGUUUUGGUGGCCUGGAUACGUAAAAACGUAAGUUUUUACGUUUUAAUGCGCGAUUUUGACUACACUGAACACAACGAUUCCUAAGAGUCCUAAGAUGGGAGGUACCAUUACUCGAUUUUCCAGCCAAAAUCUUCUUACAAUUGUUGAAUCAAGUGUGACAGGUAUGGCUCUUACGAGGUAUGGCUCUUACGAGUUUCUUGUGAUGCCAUUCGGUCUCACCAACGCACCAGCCACGUUUUGCACUUUGAUGAAUCAAGUGUUCGAGCCAUUCUUGGACCGGUUUGUCGUGGUCUACUUGGAUGACAUCGUCGUGUAUAGCAAAACACUCGAUGAGCAUGCCGAGCAUCUACGCCAAGUCUUCCAAGUCCUUUGCGACAACGAGUUGUACGUCAAGAGGGAAAAGUGCACAUUUGCCGCCACGGAGGUUCCAUUCUUGGGGCACGUCAUUGGUGGAGGCAAGUUGAAGAUGGAUGGAGCGAAGGUGCAGGCAAUCCAAGAAUGGGAGCCGCCGACAAGGGUGCCAGAGUUGCGGUCAUUCCUCGGCCUUGCCAACUACUAUCGGAGGUUUAUCAAGGGCUACUCCAACAUUGGUGCCAGAGUUGUGGUCAUUCCUCGGCCUUGCCAACUACUAUCGGAGGUUUAUCAAGGGCUACUCCAACAUUGCAGCACCCUUGUCGGCGGCUCCCAUUCUUGGAUUGCGUGCACCUUCGCUCCAUCCAUCUUCAACUUGCCUCCACCAAUGACGUGCCCCAAGAAUGGAACCUCCGUGGCGGCAAAUGUGCACUUUUCCCUCUUGACGUACAACUCGUUGUCGCGAAGGACUUGGAAGACUUGGCGUAGAACAUCACUGGAAUCCUUUUUAACAUUUCUGUUUUAUCUUCCUUUUGAUCAGAUGGAACGUGAACAAAUUGAGACUGCAGCAGUUCAGAAUAACAAUGGAGAACAAGUACUUCCUCCUCCUGGUAAUUCUGAAAACCUUACUGAAGAUGCUCUUCCCCAAAAUCCCUUAGGUGCUAGUACUUGCUUUCAAAACCCCAUUAAUUAUCAGUCUGGUGAAAUGAGGCCACACAUCAGACUUUAAGCACCUACUAGCACCUAAGGGAUUUUGGGGAAAAGCAUCUUCAGUAAGGUUUUCAGAAUUACCAGGAGGAGGAAGUACUUGUUCUCCAUUGUUAUUCUGAACUGCUGCAUUCUCAAUUUGUUCACGUUCCAUCUGAUCAAAAGGAAGAUAAAACAGAAAUGUUAAAAAGGAUUCCAGUGAUGUUCACGAAAUCAGAGUUCAACCACUUUUCUAUUCUGCAAUGAUGAUUGAAUCCUCUCUAAAAGGGAUUCGAUCAUCAGCACGACAAAACAUCAUGGUUAAUCAGUAGCCUACUUGUUUUAGUUGGGAUUUUGAUGCAUUAGAUAAUUUACAGUUUACAAAGUUUUUAGGAUUAGCUCAAACAACUCCAAGUAGUGAUCAUUAGCAUUUUCACAUUUCGAACUUAGCUACAAGAACAAACAUCGAACUUAGCUAUCAACCAUUACCAUUACCAUUACACAGCCUUCUUACACAACCAUGAACCAUUACACAGACUUCUUACACGAAGCAUUCAAAUAUUCCAACAUCAGAAUCACACUAAGCAUUACCAUUUAGCAAAAUGACUCUGAUCAGUAGACACUACACACUAGUAAUAGUACUAUGUUUGCUUUAAGGUGAUUACCAUAUGAAUUCACUAAAUUAGGUUAAAAACAUUACACAAUAAACACCAACACCCAAGAACCAUCAAACAAAGGAUCGUCGAUUUACCUCAGCAACAAGCAGUUGAAGCACCACUUGCUUGAUGAGACUCACGAACAGAAAUCUGCAAAAACAAAGAGUAGAUUUUGUAUGCUUAGCGAUUUAGUGUUUCUAACGAACUAAGAAAGCACUAACAACAAACAAUUAAACUAAUUAAGGUCUACCAAACUUACUAAGAAUGCAGGAAAGGGGGAGUUCGAUUUCUAGAAACUAGGGUUUCGAGAUUUAGGGUUUGAUGAACUGCAGAUAAACAAAAUGAUGAAGUUAGUGAACUAUUUAUACACAUAUUAGAAAAAAUUGGGUUAAGUAAAGAAAGAAUUGAAUACUUAUCUCGAUAUUCUGGGAAACAAAUCGUCUGCAUGCACGACUCGAAGAGCAUUUCCGUCGAUUGAGACAUUUUAGGUGACUGGGGGCUUGAUUGAGGGUUAGAUUUAGGAUUAUAAGUGACGGGAUUGUCGAUUUACAAGGAAAAACAGUAGAGAAAGUAGGAGAAAUCGUCGGCAUCGAUAGAUUUGGUCGACUUCGGCGAUUCGCCUUGACAGAGUUGAGAGAAAAUUGGGGAGGAGGGCGGCUGGGAGUUUGUGAAAAUGAGGUCUCCAAACCCUAGCCCUAAAAUUGAAGAUUAUAUAUGCGCAUAAAACGACAUCGUUUUGAGUUUCGGGGUGGAUACGGGGCGGGGAACGCUGAAUCCGUCCCCAGCCCGUCACCGAGCUUCGCGGGCCGCGGGUUUACCCGUCACCGCCAGCAUAAAACGACAUCGUUUUGUGUUUCGGGGCGGAUACGGAGCGGGGGACGCUGAAUCCGUCCCCAGCCCGUCACCGAGCUUCACGGGCCGCGGGUUUACCCGUCACCGCCACCAGGCCCGUCUUCGCGGGUUUCAGCCCACCACAGUCGGGCGGGGCCUGUUGGAUGCCCAUGGCCCGCGGGCCCAUUGCCAUCCCUAAUGAUUUGGAUUAAAAUGUAAUUAAAACUUCAAGAAAGUUCAAAAGGCUUGGUCUCUCACAAAAAAAACAGAACUUCCCGUUUCCUUCCCCACUACCUUGUUCUCACGAAAAUAAAUCCCAACCCUAAUAACAUUGCCUCAACCCUUUCCCCCCUACUUCGAUAUCUCCAUUAAAUUCGACAAUUCCUUCGCCGCCCGUAUGAUCGUCAGUCAUGAGGGUAAUGUAGGUCAUUUUCACUUCAUGCACACAAAUCUAAUUAACCAAAUCCAUCAUAAAAUCAAUGAAACAAACAAUGGUAU
Messenger RNA from Linum trigynum, 3105 nucleotides. NCBI's taxonomy places the organism in Eukaryota, Viridiplantae, Streptophyta, Magnoliopsida, Malpighiales, Linaceae. The record is from the annotation of a GenBank genome assembly.